Molecule: messenger RNA, 1205 nt
Organism: Vigna umbellata (rice bean)
Lineage: Eukaryota; Viridiplantae; Streptophyta; Magnoliopsida; Fabales; Fabaceae
Product: GDSL esterase/lipase At1g28600-like
Molecular function (GO): hydrolase activity, acting on ester bonds
Source: RefSeq, a predicted model, not a curated record
CAAGUUAUAUAAAUAUAUGUUUGGGAAUGAAUGGGGAAGAUAGAAUUCCAAUGAGGCGAGUUAGGAUUAUAGUGAUAGCAUUUAUGCUGCUAACUUCUUUUUCUUUAACCUCUUCAACAUCAGAAUCAUGCCCUUACUCCUCCAUAUUCAGCUUCGGUGAUUCCCUCGCCGACACCGGCAACCUCUAUCUCAGCUCACCACCGCUUUCCGACAACUGCUUCUUACCUCCUUACGGUGAAACCUUCUUUCACAAUGUCACAGGACGCUGCUCCGAUGGUCGUCUCAUCAUCGAUUUCAUCGCUGAGUUUCUUGGGAUUCCAUCGGUGAAACCGUAUCUGGAAAAGAAGAAUAUUGGUGGUGGAUGGAGUUGGAAAGACGGAGGAGCCAAUUUUGCAGUUGCAGGAGCGACGGCGAUGGACUCAACCUUCUUUCAACAGAGAGGCAUUCCUGUCAAUACCAAUUAUUCUUUGUCAGUUCAACUCACUUGGUUUAAGGAACUGCUUUCUACUCUUUGCAAUUCUUCUUCCCAAAGUUGCCAUGAAGAGGUUAAGAACUCAUUAUUUCUUGUGGGUGAAAUAGGUGGAAACGAUUUCAAUCAUCCUUUGGUUGUAGGAAAGAGCAUAGCAGAAGUUAAAUCGUAUGUGCCUAAUGUCAUCAAUACAGUAUCUUCAAUAACCAAAGAGUUGAUUGGUUUAGGGGCUCGCACGCUCAUGGUUCCUGGGAUUUUCCCUUUUGGAUGUAGAGUAAUAUAUUUAACAAUUUAUGAAACCAAAGUUGAGAAGCAAUAUGACAAAUUUGGAUGCUUGAAGUGGUUAAACGAGUUUGCUGAAUAUUACAACCAUGAACUCCAAAUUGAAUUAAAUAAGCUUCGAGCUCUUCAUCCUCACGUUAAUAUUAUCUAUGUUGAUUAUUACAAUGCUGCAAUGACUUUAUAUCGUCGUCCUGCAAAAUUUGGACUUAUUGCUCUUAAAGCAUGUUGUGGAAAGGGAGGUCCAUACAAUUUCAAUGUAUCAAUACAGUGUGGUGAUCCAGGCGUGAAUGCUUGUGAUGAUCCUUCUAAGUAUAUUGGAUGGGAUGGAAAACAUUUAUCUGAAGCUGCUUAUAAAUUAAUCGCUCAAGCUUUUAUAAAAGGGCCAUAUUCUUUCCCUCAGUUUAGUUCCCUGUGUUUGACUAAUGUAAAUUAUGGUUAUACACGUACCUUUUAA